Messenger RNA from Acanthocheilonema viteae, 2262 nucleotides. The record is from the annotation of a GenBank genome assembly. Lineage: Eukaryota; Metazoa; Nematoda; Chromadorea; Rhabditida; Onchocercidae.
AUGUCAGAAGAUAGCAGGAAGGAGCGAUGGAACAAGAAACGAAAUGGAGCCGGAAAUAUGUUCAAAAAAGGAAAGGAAUUAUCAUGGCGAAAGAGGAAAGCUGCAGUGAAGCAAUUUCGCGAAGAUACGUUAUUGGAACAAAUGAUUCGAAAACCUGAACUUACUGGCAUUUCAACAGUGGACACGAGUGGUGAUAAUGUGAAUGAAACAAGGAAUCACGCAAAGUCUGUGAUGUUGAGCAUAGCACUUCCGGGUUCAAUACUGAAUAAUGCACAAAGUCCAGAGCUAAGAACCUAUCUCGCUGGGCAGAUAGCGCGUUCAGCCGCAGUGUUCUGCGUCGACGAAAUUGUUAUUUAUGAUGAAACAUCUCGAAUGAAACCACAGCAGCGUGAAGAUUACUACAGUGGACAGUGGUGUCCAAAUUUGCCUGUUCAUAGUGGUAAUGUAGAAUGUAACUUUCAUCUGGCAAAAAUUCUGGAAUUUAUGGAGUGCCCGCAGUACUUGCGGAAAAUCUUAUUUCCUCUUCAAAAAACGUUAAAAUAUGCAGGUAUUCUGAAUCCGCUAGAUUGUCCUCAUCAUUUGCGUGCAUCAGACUUAAGUAUUCCUUAUAGAGAAGGUGUUGUGCUAGAUAAGCCUAUGAAAGCAGGUCGUGGACCUAUUUGUAACAUCGGUCUGUACAAGGAAGUUCAAAUUAAUAAAGAAGUUGCACUUAAAUCUGGAACUCGUGUUACUGUGAAAGUAUUGGAUAUCUACUCGGAAAGAAAGCGAUAUCACGGAUGUUUGGUAAAUGCUCAACAAAUAAAACAAGAAACUGGAUUAUACUGGGGCUAUAAAGUACGUAUUGCUCUAAGUCUUCACGAUGCAUUGAAUGCUGAGGAAUAUGAUGUUAUCAUUGGAACUUCAGAACGGGGGAAACCAGUGAGCAAAUUUCAAAUGCCAUUGUAUGAAAGGAACCGAGUUUUAAUCGUUUUUGGUGGGCUAGAGGGCUUAGAGGCAGCCGUAGAAGCCGAUAAAAGUAUUAAUUGCUCAACUCCUGAAGAACUUUUUGAACACUACCUAAAUGUUGUACCUCGACAGGGAAGUCGAGUCAUUCGGACGGAAGAAGCUAUACCAAUUACUUUGGCUGUCUUGAGACCUCGUUUGAUGUUGGCACGGCGAUGGUUUGUUAUUGACAUUCACAAAUUUCUUCUACAAAAACGAACGAGCUUUGGAGAUCAUACAGGUUAUGCCACUGCGAGCGUCGAUAGUGGUAAAAAAAGCAUGCCGAAAUUUACUCUUCAUUACUGUUGUAAACUGUUUAAAUGGAUAACAGUGGGUUUUUUUGCUGGCAGUAGUACUAUCUAUUUAUAUAAUUUGUUUGUGCCAGAUUGGCGAGAAUUGCAAGAUAAGAAGCAUUAUUAUUCUGAUUGGAAGUUGCGUGCGUAUUCUUCCCUGCCGCUGAAUGCACUUUCACGUUUUGGCGGUGGCCUAGCUAAUGUUUAUAUUCCGGUAUGGUUGCGACCGAAAAUAUUCAAUGUAUAUGUUCGGGUGUAUGACUGCCGAAUGCAUGAAGCUGAAGUGGAAGAUUUAUCAGCCUAUCCGACAUUAGCAGCAUUUUUCAAUAGAUCAUUGAAAUCCACAGUUAGGCCUAUUAGCGAUGCAGAUUUGGUUUCUCCAGCUGACGGAAUUGUGAUUCAUUACGGAAAAGUCAAUGAGGGCCGGAUUGAAUUCGUGAAAGGCCAUGAUUAUGAUAUUGCCGAUUUUUUAGGAUCAGUGAAUAUGCAAAACAAAAAAAAAGGACACGAGCUUUAUCAACUAGUACUUUAUCUCGCUCCUGGCAAUUACCACGGAUUUCAUGCCCCCGCAAAAUGGGUGGCAAAUGAGGAAAUACAUUUCCCCGGAUUAUUAUUGUCAGUACGGCCAGCAUUGCUAUACCGCAUACCUCAUUUGUUUUGUGUCAAUGAACGAGUUGUUUUAAAAGGAUCCUGGAAACAUGGUUUUUUUGCAAUGAGCGCUGUUGCAGCUACAAAUGUUGGGGAUGUUUCGAUAGACGCAGACCCAUUGCUUCACACUAAUAUCAAACGAUUACGAAAAGAAGUGUCCAAUGCACUGCCAGUAAUUACAGAACUGGAACAUGCGUACCUACCAGGUGAUAAAGUUGGAGAGUUUCGGCUGGGAUCAACGGUUGUUUUGGUAUUUGAAGCUCCUCCAACUAUACAGUUUGCGAUUCGUGCUGGUGAUAAUCUACGAUAUGGUCAAAGCCUUGUUAUUAGUGGUUUUUGA